AUGUCGGAUUCCGAGUCUCUGUUCAAUUUCAAUGUACCUAAUCAAGUGCAAGAAAAUUAUGGGAAACAAGUUGCUGAAGGAUCGGGUGCAUCAAGAAAGCGAACAAAAGAAAACGAAACAUAUUCGUACAUCAAAAUUCCUGCCGUUGGGCGAAAAGUUAUCAAAUUAGAAAUUUAUGAUGCAGACCAGUUUAAAAGCGAAGGACCAAACCCCGUGUUCUUUGACAGGCAAAUCAAGUUCCUGGCCACGCACCACUUCGGCGGGUUCACGCUGAACUCGACCGCGGAUUACUACCGGGAGCACUUCCCGCUGCUGAAUCAGACGCAGAUGGCCCAGAUGAACGUCACGGAGUGCACCAUCGGCAGGCAGCUGGAAGAGGCGGCCGAAGGCACCGGACUAGCUUUCAUAGUAUUCACACAAGCUAUCCUCAAGCUGACUCCAGCGCCGUUCUGGUCGAUCACCUUCUUCCUGAUGCUCCUGUCCCUCGGUCUCGGCAGCCAGAUCGGCAUCAUGGAGGGCAUGCUGUGCACCAUCUUCGAUAUCGACUUCUUCAAGCGACUGAGCAAGCCGGUUAUCACAGGCGUGGUGUGCGUAUUCUGCUUCCUGGUGGGUCUGAUCUUCACAACUGGCGCGGGCGAGUACUGGCUCAAGAUGUUCGACUCCUUCGCCGGCACCGUCGGGCUGGUGGUGGUCGCUCUCAUGGAGAUGAUAGCGGUCAUCUACAUUUACGGACACGAGCGGUUCACCAACGAUAUCUACGAGAUGACGGGCUACAGACCAGGACUGUACUGGCAGAUCACCUGGCGCUACGUCGGGCCGUUCAUCGUGUCCGGGAUCCUGGUCUCCUCUAUCGUGUCUAUGCUUAUCAAGCCGCCAGAGUACAGCGCCUGGGACGCUGCCGAGGGUCACACAGUGAAGAAGUCCUACCCGGACUGGGUGCUAGCCAUAGCCGUCGUCAUGAUCCUGGCUGGGAUCCUGCCGAUCCCGGUGGUUCUCCUGCUGCGCCGCUUCCAGUGCCUGGCGCUAGACGUGGACAUCCACCAGGGAUCCAUCCGACGCAUCGAGACCACCGUCUCCACCAAAGAGAUGAUGAGCGACCAGGAUGUGCUCUCUCCUGAGACGGCGCCGCCAGCGCCGGCGCAGUUGGUAGCGGACGCAGCCGGAACUAAGUUCACCAUUGGAGACUUCGAUGGCGUCGAUAGCAGCGAAGAGAGAGCGAGCAAGCGGCCGCCAGCUAGCAUCGCUCGCAGCAGACCGAAGAAAUAAAUUCUUCAGACUCGGAGGGCGAGAUCCGUCCGUCCGGCCGCUUCGACGACUCGAGCUCGAGUGACGAAGAGAUACUCAACACCGGAAACGGCCGCCGACUGGCGAUGAAGCCGAUUGGCCGGAAGCCCACCGCAUUCAAGAUGGACGUCGUCGACGAAUGACCGUUGGUUUUGAAUGUUUACUUUAUUUUUAUGAUGUCUUAUGUUUGGUGCUCAAUAGUAACGCUUGGAGUAUGAAAUUCAAUGAAUUACGACACUUUAACCUUUUAUGGGGCUCUGUCAUAUUGCCACCAUAAUUUAAGCCUUCUAAGGUCAAAAACCAAUGAC
Messenger RNA from Ostrinia furnacalis (Asian corn borer), 1592 nucleotides. Its product is annotated as sodium-dependent neutral amino acid transporter B(0)AT3. NCBI's taxonomy places the organism in Eukaryota, Metazoa, Arthropoda, Insecta, Lepidoptera, Crambidae. Bases 1 to 1266 code for a protein of 421 amino acids. The transcript has 10 exons. Gene Ontology annotation, biological process: sodium ion transmembrane transport; nitrogen compound transport; amino acid import across plasma membrane. The record is from RefSeq and is a predicted model, not a curated record. Gene Ontology annotation, cellular component: plasma membrane. Gene Ontology annotation, molecular function: glycine transmembrane transporter activity; amino acid:sodium symporter activity.